Molecule: messenger RNA, 511 nt
Organism: Otolemur garnettii (small-eared galago)
Lineage: Eukaryota; Metazoa; Chordata; Mammalia; Primates; Galagidae
Gene: ATP5IF1
Product: ATP synthase inhibitory factor subunit 1
Exons: 3
Coding region: 67-387 (106 amino acids)
Biological process (GO): negative regulation of ATP-dependent activity
Cellular component (GO): mitochondrion
Molecular function (GO): ATPase inhibitor activity
Source: RefSeq, a predicted model, not a curated record
UCUCGCCAUUAGCGCGUUCAGGAAGGCUGUCAGGAGAGUGAGCAGAGAGGACCGGCUCUAGCAAAAAUGGCAGUCUCGGCGCAGGUGGUGCGGUCGCGCUUUGGCAUGUGGGGCGUAAAGGCCGUACAAGCCCGCGGCUUCGCCUCGGAUCAGCCCAGCAAUGUCGACAGGAGCGCGGGCUCGAUCCGGGAAGCUGGUGGGGCGUUCGGAAAGAAAGAGCAGGCGGAAGAGGAACGAUAUUUCCGGGCGCAGGCUAAAGAACAACUGGCAGCCUUGAAAAAACACCAUGAAGAUGAGAUCGGUCAUCAUAAGAGGGAGAUUGAGCGUCUACAGAAAGAAAUUGAGCGACAUAAGCAGAAGAUCAAAAAGCUAAACCAUGAUGAUUAAGUGCACAGAAUUCCCCAUAGAACGGCACAUACCAGUGCCUAUUUCUAUGUAAACAUAGUUCUGGUUUAAUUAAUAUUUGUCUGUGUGCUACUAACAGAUAAUAAACUGUCACCAGUGAACUGUA